Molecule: messenger RNA, 1450 nt
Organism: Populus euphratica (Euphrates poplar)
Lineage: Eukaryota; Viridiplantae; Streptophyta; Magnoliopsida; Malpighiales; Salicaceae
Gene: U11/U12-31K
Product: RNA recognition motif and CCHC-type zinc finger domains containing protein
Exons: 4
Coding region: 363-1103 (246 amino acids)
Biological process (GO): mRNA splicing, via spliceosome
Cellular component (GO): U12-type spliceosomal complex
Molecular function (GO): zinc ion binding; RNA binding
Source: RefSeq, a predicted model, not a curated record
AUCUCUGAAUCUACAAGAAAAGUUGGAAAGAUUGAGCUUCACCUAGCAAGUACCUGAAAUUGUAAUUGUUUUUCGCUUUCUGGGUCUUCCUGGAUUGAGUCUUUAUACAGAGCCAAAAGAAAAACGAAGGGCCUUGCUGGGAUGAGCAAGGUGUAAAACUGUUGUUAAAGCAAAAGGAUUAAGAUGGGAAUUUUUGAUGGGUUGCCCAUUCCUCCUGAGAAAGCAUUUUGGUUUGGAGGGUAGAUUUCAUAUUUACAAUCGAAGAAAAGGCCCACUCCAGGCAAAGUAUUUAUUUCUCGAGACCAACAGGCAAAAGCUAAAAAGAAAAAGAAGAAACUAACGACAGCUAGGAAGUCAAAAAAAUGGGGAAGAAGCAAAAACGCAACAGUGACAGUGACGAAGACGAAAUAUUUUACCACCGCUACUCCUCCGCCACCACGUCAUCACAACACCCAACUUCCUCCACCAAAACCCACGGCGGAUCCGGCGGUUUAGCACCAUCAAAAUCAACCCUGUACGUAUCCAAUUUGGACUUCUCCCUUACAAACUCAGACCUCCACACACUCUUCUCCACCUUCGGCAAAGUAGCACGUGUAACUGUCUUAAAAGACCGAACAACACGGAAAUCGCGCGGUGUCGCAUUCAUCCAAUUCGUAUCUCGCAGCGACGCGGUCACCGCCGUUGAACAGAUGGACAAGAAGAUUCUCAAUGGGAGAACUCUGUCGGCGUCGAUUGCAGCAGAUAAUGGUAGAGCGGCGGAGUUUAUUAAGAAGAGGGUUUACAAGGAUAAGAGUAAGUGUUAUGAGUGUGGAGAAGAUGGACAUUUGAGUUAUGAGUGUCCGAGGAAUCGAUUGGGGAUUAGAGAGAGGCCUGUGGUGAAGAGAGGGAGGGGAGGCAGUGGUGGAGGCGGCGGCGGCGGCGGAAGGGGCGGGGCAGAUUGGGAGGAGGAGGAAGAAGAGGCUGAGUUUGAGGAGGAGAAGUGGGCUGCGGCGGUGGAUGGAGGGGUGGAGGAGAGGUUGUUGAAGGGGGGAGAGGUGGAGAAAAAGAAAGUGAAGGUUAAGAAAGCUAGUUACUUCAGUGAUGAGAGUGAUGAAGAGGAGUGAUUUCUGGGAUUCUUUUCGGAGGUCAGAGGCGAUCAUUUUUCAGAUCGAUAGUCGUUAGCAUUCGGAGAGGAGCCACCCUGGCUUGCAGCCAGAAUUGUGAAGAGUGUAUAUCUUGUCGAAGCUCAAAGGGAGAGUCUUGUGUUGAAUUUCUUCCAUCGGAGGGGAGAAUUGCAAAUUUACUUCCAGUUGGAGUCUUGUCGAUGAUCACACAUAUAGUUGAAUUCUGUAUGUCUGAUUUAUCAGCAAUAUUGAUACAGACAUGAUAUAUGAGAAUGUACUGUGAAAUAUGUAUCUGCAAUGCAUUGAAUAGAAAGAUCAGUAUAAACUUCUAGAUUUCAGUUUUGUGU